ACGACGUGGUCGGCCAGAGUAGCAGUGCGAAGAGUUAUUGAACGGGCGCGCGCGUCUCUUUUACUUGGAAAUUUUUAUAGCAUUUGACCGACAAAGCAAAAUAAAAAAUACAAAAGCAAAGCGUAGAAGAAAACACAAGCGGUACUUGUAUAGUGUAUGAAUAGUGGCUUGAGCAAAGCAAAUAGUACUUGUGAAAAGAAGAACAAGCAUGAAAGCUGAAAAAUUGUGAAUUGCCGACGCGUUUUUUCAACACCGUUUCAAUAAUUAGUGAGUGCGAUUUUUACUGGACUUAACGUUUUGACUUGCUGAUCGAUGCCACGCUGCUGACAGCCACGCGCGUGUAUGUGUAUAUGUGUUCGCAUUGUAUUAGUUAUUUAUAAAGUAUGAUUAUGAAAGUGACAAGCGGCAGUGAACCCAGAUUUACGUGAAAAUAAACGCUUUCUUGCCGACGGCAUUUCACUCGAAAACAAUUUUUGAUGUGUAAAUUCUUUUCAUCAAUUGCGGCGUUCCAUGUGCGCAACUGAAACGAAUUUAGUGGGUGCUAGUUGCCAGCAGUUCAAUGUCAACGGUCGCGACCACGCGCGGCACACUCACACAAAACGCAUUAUCCACACCUGCGACGCCGACGCUGUCACCAGUGAUUUGUGUCAAUUCAUCAGCUUCACUGUCGCCCCGCACGUCACCGCUCAACGGACUGACGUCACAAUCGCAAACGCGACCGCCCAUACUCGAACAGCUGUGCGCGCUGCGUCGACGUCGCGUCGAUAUGCAUCCGGAUUGUAUGCUGUUGCAAGCGCAUGGCGUAACAAGUCCGCGUUUGAGCCCAAGCGCGUCUAUUUUGGCAGGUGAGAAGCACAGGCGUCACAGCGACACAAUGUCCAGGGAGGCGAACGCGUUGGACGAGGUCGAUAUGUGCGAAUCGAUUGAUUCAGCUGAUGAAAUGGAUGUGGUGGGCGAUGACGAGGGUAGUGCAAAGAGGGAGGUUGAAUUGGAAGCCAAAACCGCCGCAGCACGUUUGGCUGAUGCGGCAGCAAUACGGUGUGAGGAGGAAGUGGAUACGGAGGCGGAUGUUGAAGAAGAAGAUGAUGCGUUGAGUCUUUGCAGUGAAGAUAGCGAAUUGUCUGUGGGUCAGGAAGGUGGCAGCGCCAAUAUUAGCGCGUGCCAAACAGCACCUAGCUUUUGUGAUUUUAACCAGCAACGGCGCUUGUUACUCAGCAAUGUUGGUAAUAUGAUGGCAUUGUGCGCGCCGUCGGCUUUUAGCAGCGUACACGCAACGGCUUCAGCAAGCGGCGAUGGCAGUGAUGCGCGUUCCAGUGCCUCAACGGACGAUAAUACCAUUCAACAGCUGGAUGAGGAGAGUGUUGGUAGUGGCACGAGCUCAGCGCAACAGCAGCAUAUAUCACUGCAAGCGCAACCAGCGUCAAGCGCUCUGCUAGACCCAUAUGUCGUGGCCAGCGCGCUACGCAUGCCUGUGCCGGUGCUGCCUCGUACCACCAACCAUACGGCUAGUUUUCAAACGGAAUUUAUGCGUAAGUCACACAUGUAUGCCGAGGAAUUGAUGAAGCAGCAGAUGCAGUUGAUGGCAGCGGCGCGCGCCAGCGCGUUUACAUUGCGCGGCGCAGCCGUUGCAGACACACUGACGCCUGAUAGACGCACCUUUACGCGCUUACAGGGCGCGCCACAACCAAUGUCCAAUUUCGCGGGCAUACAAUCCCAAUUAACGGCUAUCACAAAAAUGUCACAACUUAGCGCUGCCGCAGCAGCAGCCGCUGUUGCUGUUGCGGCUGUAGCUAAUAACAACCAAGCCACGCAACAGCAAAAUAAAACAAAUUUACCAAAUAGCACCGAUACCCUGAACAAAUUGAGCGCUUUAACUACAGCGCAUACACAACUCUCACCCACAACCGCUAGCGCCGUCUCGAGCCUGAGCCAAUUGCAGGCGCAAAUGCAAGCGCAUUUUCCAUACGCGCACGGCAAUCAUACCAAUAAUAACCUCAACAACAACAACAAUCUAAAUGAACCAGCGCUAAAAUUUAGCAUUGACAAUAUAUUAAAAGCGGAUUUUGGCAGGCGGCUUGCGGAAGGCGCUGCCUGCAUGGCAGCGUGUAACAAUGCUGCGCGCGCUGCAAAAGGUAUCACUACUCAUAAUAGUUGUAGCGCUACGCAGCGCGUACGUAAAGCGGCAAAUGCUUUACCAGCUGUUGGUUCUGCUGUGGGUGGCGCUGCCAGUUCCUCUACCGCGAUUGAUUUAACGCACCUCAGCGCAGCAACGUCGACAGCAACAACCACAGCAGCGUCGUCCGCAACUCUAAACUUCUCACACACACUCGCCAAUAUCUGCACUAACAGCAGCGACUCGAAUAGCACCGCGGUCAGCAGCAGCUUUGGCGCUACCUCUGAGCAUGCUAAGUCGCCCGCCAAUGGUGAGUUAAGUUCGUCGGGGGCGAAGUGUACAUCAGGGGAGUUUGGCGCGAAGGCGAUGGAAGAGGCGAACGGCAGCGGUAACGCUGUUAAGUCCAGCGGUACAGGUGCGAGCGGCAGCGGUCCCAUCGUUUGGCCGGCGUGGGUGUACUGCACGCGCUACAGUGAUCGACCCAGUUCAGGACGAAGCCCGCGUGCACGUAAGCCGAAGAAGUUGGCCGGUGAGAAGGGCAGUAGCAGCGGUGCAUCGAAUGGCAGCGGAAGCGGAGGUGGCGGUGCUGCCACCGCAGAGGAUAAACGACCGCGCACGGCGUUCAGUGGAUCGCAAUUGGCGCGCUUGAAGCACGAGUUCACCGAGAAUCGUUAUCUAACCGAAAAGCGACGUCAGCAACUUAGCUCCGAACUGGGACUAAAUGAGGCGCAGAUAAAAAUUUGGUUUCAAAACAAACGUGCCAAACUGAAAAAGUCAAGCGGCACUAAGAAUCCUUUGGCCCUGCAACUUAUGGCGCAAGGCCUUUACAACCACUCGACGGUGCCGCUGACGCGAGAAGAAGAAGAACUGCAAGAGCUGCAGGAGCGCGAAAACGCAGCAGCGGCCGCCGCAGCAGCAGAGGUAAGAAAUGGUGGCGCAACAACAGCCACAACUGUGUCCACGUAGGUAGUCUCGUGAUGCUGAGGUAAUUGUAUUUGGAGACAACGAAGUAAUAACUAUCACUGUAAAUUAUAAUUAUUAAUUAAUUUAUUUACAACUAAUAGCAAAAAUAUGUAUACGAAUGUAAAUUAUAUGUACAAAAUAUUUAAAUUUAUUGUAUUAUAUUUAACGAAAUGAAGUAUAGAGAGCGAUUAUGGUAAGAACGUGGCGUGGGCUAAAUAUUGGGAGACUGAGUUUGAUGGAAGAGAUAUGCUUCCAUUCGCUACUACCAAAAAAAGUUAAGUCUUGUGGUUAGUUUGAAAACAUGUUUUAACAAUUGAAAGGAAUUUCACUUGCCUACAAGAAACCGUUACUAUUUGAUUUUGGAAAGCCAGCCAAAUUAUUCCAUAGCUUGGAUUUCUUAACAAAAUAUAGUUUCCCUCAACUUUUGUAUACAGAAUAUUUUCAAAUUCCAGUUUGCAAAUUAACAUGAACUGAAAAAGGAUUAGAGUGGCGAACGAUAUGGUUAAAAUAUUUUUAUGGAGACUUAAAAGGCUUGAAAAAUAAUGGAAAAAUCAUAAAUAAGAUUGAAGGGAAGACAAAAGAAUAUAUGUAUAUAUUUUUGCGUAAGUUCCUUGAAAUUAGAUAUACUUGUAUUGUUAUCGGCCAUAACAAUAACAGCGACCUUCAAGUAGGCAGAGGUGAGAGGUGGUUCAGCAUGCUUUGCGAAUUCUGCGCUUUAACUACCUGAUAAAGGUCAGCAGAUCUUUUAUGUUGCAGAACCUCAUCUCAUCUUCAACCGAAAAAAAACAGAAUAUUUAGGUGCAAUGACAAAAAUGUAUAUAUAAGCUCCUAAUCCAGACAUAUCGUCAGUCAUGUUGUGAAAACCUUACCCAAAGGUGCCAUUUAAAAUAAACGCAUAAUCCUUGAGAUGGACACAUGGGCAAUAAUGUCACAAAUUAAAUAUGGUUACGGCACUUUAUUAGACGUGUACUUACAGCAAGAGGAAGCACGUGAGCGGAGAGAAAUGUUCUCGCGCAAAUUGAAAAGAGCACGUGUCAGAUAUGAAUUGAUGCAUUCCAAUGAGUCGGAUACAGAUGAUGACAGUUACGAAGACGAUUGCGAAAGUAAACACUUUUGUCACGCGAUUUAUAUUAACAAUUUGUCGGAAAAACAAGAUCAACCCGAAGAAGAGUCCACAGAUGGGCUAAAUAUGCGGCCAAAUGAAGUCAUUCACAUCGAUAGUGAUGAUGAUACAGAUGAUUCUGACGAGCAAGCCAAAGUCACUAAAUCAUUGAUUAUAAAAAAGAUAUGGUCACAAAGAGGAAGCAGCUCGACCAUCGAAUCUGAUUUAGACUCACCCGAGAAGAAUGCCUACUCCAAUGGAGUAGCAUAUGUUACAUCAGCCAACAAGUAUGUUAUAUCACCGGACAAUGAUGACGGAAUCGAAAUUUUAGAGGAAAACUCAGAAAUUGAAGACCUGUGCACCCCACCGAGAGCGAAUCAUUCUUCAGUGGCUGUAUACCAAAAUACGCCAACCACAUCUAAUAAGCGCUUUAGGAAACGUCGCUUGAACUUCACAAUUUAGAUGACUGACUGACAACCAUUUAUUAGGCAAAUUCUUACUGACGACUGAUAAUCUAAAAUUUUGUAAAUCACUAAUUCUAAAAUAUAAUUUUAUGAAAAGUGUA
Molecule: messenger RNA, 4743 nt
Organism: Bactrocera oleae (olive fruit fly)
Lineage: Eukaryota; Metazoa; Arthropoda; Insecta; Diptera; Tephritidae
Source: RefSeq, a predicted model, not a curated record